This is a messenger RNA of Cornus florida, 2941 nucleotides long. Its product is annotated as protein CHROMATIN REMODELING 25. The transcript is spliced from 21 exons. The record is from RefSeq and is a predicted model, not a curated record. Gene Ontology annotation, biological process: double-strand break repair via synthesis-dependent strand annealing; reciprocal meiotic recombination. Gene Ontology annotation, cellular component: nucleus. Bases 133 to 2892 code for a protein of 919 amino acids. Gene Ontology annotation, molecular function: ATP-dependent chromatin remodeler activity; DNA translocase activity; ATP binding. NCBI's taxonomy places the organism in Eukaryota, Viridiplantae, Streptophyta, Magnoliopsida, Cornales, Cornaceae.
CCGACACUUCGGUCGGUGUUUUUAGGUCCUAAAAUAUUUUAUACCACCAAAGUAACAAAUUUAAAACUAUAUUUAGGAGUAUAUGAUUGUCACGACUGGCCAGGACUGUUGCCUCGUGGUAGUGUCCAAAGUAUGGAAGACGAGGACGACGAAAGCGAUUUCUCUUCUUCGCUCUCCGAUCCCAGCGAUUCAAGCCACGAAAAUCUCCUAGAUGAAUCUGCUAAUGACAGUGACGAUGAACGCAAAUCCCAAAAUGUGGACGCUCUUGUGAGAGGCAACCUUGUGGUGAAAAGACAGUCACUACUUCCACGAGUUCUUUCAGUGACGGAUGGAGCAGCUGUUGUUAGAAAGCCUUUUAAGCCUCCCUCAGGUAGUGGCUACAGCAAUGACAAUGAACAGCUUGUUCGCCGUCUCUGGGCUCGUAAGCGGUUUGUUCCCUGGGGUUCCACAAGGCCAGCAUUGGUUGCCAUUACUGAUAAGCUGAAUAUCCCAAGUGCUAUUGAGAAUGAAGUGUCUGAUGAGAUUGUGAGUCUACCAGAAGGUGUCGAACCAUUGGUAUUGUGGCAGCCGCAAGAAUGCGAAGGAGGAGCCAAUAAUCUGUUUCCCAUAGUAGUGGAUCCCUUGCUUGUUCGUUUCCUUCGGCCCCAUCAAAGAGAGGGUGUUCAGUUCAUGUUUGAAUGCGUUUCGGGAUUAUGUAGUACUGCCGACAUAUAUGGAUGCAUUCUGGCUGAUGAUAUGGGUUUGGGAAAGACUUUGCAGUCAAUCACAUUGUUGUAUACUCUUCUUCGUCAGGGAUUUGAUGGGAAAGCAAUGAUUAAGAAGGCAAUCAUUGUUACUCCUACCAGUCUUGUAAGUAACUGGGAUGCUGAAAUUAAGAAGUGGGUUGGAGAAAGAGUCCAGGUUGUUGCGCUCUGUGAAAGCACCAGAGAUGAUGUUCUCUCUGGAAUUCAUAGUUUUACCAGUCCCAUCAGUCCGGUACAGGUAUUGAUUGUUUCCUAUGAAACAUUUCGGAUGCAUUCUUCAAAAUUUAGCCAGAAUGGGUCCUGCGACCUUCUCAUCUGUGAUGAAGCUCACCGGCUGAAAAAUGAUCAGACAUCCACAAAUAAAACAUUAGCUGCUCUCUCAUGCAAGCGCCGCAUUUUAUUAUCAGGAACUCCAAUGCAGAAUGACUUAGAAGAGUUCUAUGCAAUGGUUAACUUCACUAAUCCUGGAAUAUUGGGUGAUGCUGGAUAUUUUCGACGUUACUAUGAGACUCCAAUCAUUUGUGGUAGAGAACCGUCUGCCACUCAAGAAGAGAAGAAGCUUAGUGUUGAGCGCUCUGCGGAAUUAAGUGCAAAAGUAAAUCAGUUCAUAUUGAGAAGGACCAAUGUGUUGUUAUCGAAUCACUUACCACCAAAGAUAAUUGAGGUUGUUUGCUGCAAGUUAACUCCUCUCCAGUCAGAACUAUAUAACCACUUUGUACAGUCAAAAAAUGUUAAAAGAGCAAUUACUGAAGAAGCGAAGCAAUCAAAAAUCUUGGCAUACAUUACUGUUCUCAAGAAGCUGUGCAACCAUCCUAAGCUUAUAUUUGAUACGAUAAGAAGUGGGAGUCCUGGAACAUCAGGUUUUGAGGACUGUUUGCGUUUUUUCCCUUCGGAGAUGUUCUCUGGAAGAUCUGGAACAUGGACUGGUGGUAAUGGCGUUUGGGUUGAACUAUCUGGGAAAAUGCAUGUCUUAGCUCAGUUACUGGCCCAGCUACGUCAAAGAACAGAUGACCGAAUUGUCCUUGUUUCGAACUACACACAGACACUGGAUCUUUUUGCUCAAUUGUGUCGUGAGAGAAGAUAUCCAUUCUUAAGGCUUGAUGGAACUACAUCAAUCAGUAAAAGACAAAAGUUGGUCAACCGUUUUAAUGAUCCAUCAAAGGAUGAGUUUGUCUUUCUCUUGAGCAGCAAGGCUGGUGGUUGUGGCCUCAAUUUAAUAGGUGGAAAUAGACUAAUCUUGUUUGAUCCUGAUUGGAAUCCUGCAAAUGACAAACAGGCUGCUGCAAGGAUCUGGAGGGAUGGACAGAAAAAGAGAGUAUACAUAUAUAGGUUCUUGAGUACUGGAACCAUUGAAGAAAAGGUAUACCAGCGUCAGAUGUCAAAAGAAGGGCUUCAGAAAGUUAUUCAGCAGGAGAAAACAGAUGGCUUCAACACCCAUGGGAACCUUCUUUCAACAGAAGAUCUACGCGAUCUAUUCACAUUUCAUGAGAACGUGAGAUCACAAAUUCAUGAAAAGAUGAGUUGCACUCGUUGUCAAACCUGUGAGAUAGUGGUAGAGGACAGACCUAACAACGCAAGGGAGAUUGAUGGAGUUGGAUCAAGAAAUGAAGGUUGUCAGUCUGAUGAAGAGGAUAUUGGGGGAUUUGCUGGCAUUGCUGGUUGCUUGCAUAAGUUAAAAAGCUCAGAGAAGCAGGUGGGAAGUCCUUUGGAAGAGGAUUUAGGUAGUUGGGGGCAUCAUUUUUUCCCAGCAUCAGUCCCUGAUGUUAUUUUUCAAGCUUCAGCCGGAGAGGAGGUCACAUUUGUUUUCACUAAUCAAGUGGAUGGGAAGCUUGUGCCUAUUGAAUCAAUGUUAUGCUCAAAGCUCAAUGGAGUGGAAGGAGAUAAGCAGUCUAUUUCAAAGGAAAAUCUAAGCCCGAAAUGCAUGUUAUCUUCUCAACAUCAACGGCCAUUUCCAUCUUCUAAUUUUCGUUCUGUCCAGAAUAGGUUACCUUCUUCGUUCAAGUCUCAUAAAAGAGCACACACAACACUGGUAAGAAAUUCUCUAGAAGGUGUGCCAAAUGCUACGAAGCCUGGACUAACACUUGGAGAUCAAUUACCUAAAAAAAGAUUGUCUCCAGAAUCCAUAGACGAUGAUGAUGAUUUCAAGUAAAUUCUUGAAUAGUUCAAAUGAAUUAUUUCCCUUCAUUUUUGUUCUCAAA